Molecule: messenger RNA, 570 nt
Organism: Aegilops tauschii subsp. strangulata
Lineage: Eukaryota; Viridiplantae; Streptophyta; Magnoliopsida; Poales; Poaceae
Source: RefSeq, a predicted model, not a curated record
AUGUCCAUCUCGCCGCCGCCGCCGCUUGCAGCCAAUCAGGAGGCGCCACGUCAGCUCCCAGCCGCCUCCAUCGUGCCUCCUCUCUCCUCCCGCCGCCGCGGCCCGCCCGGGCCUGGGGCUGGCCCGCUAGGCCCAUCGGGGCCCGAGGCGCCCAGAUCCGCGCCGCCAGCGCUCGCCUCCCGAGCUCCCUCGCCGCCUCCACCGCCUCUUCACGCCGCCCGCCUGGCCCGUCGCCUACUCCGGCGCCGGCCGCCGCCGUCGGCCGCGGCCCCGCUCCCGCCGUCCGCGCCCUCGCCGGCACGCCUGUGCUCCGCCGCCCGCGCCUCCCCGCGCUCGCCGGCCGGAGUCGAGCCGUCCCCGCGCCGCCCGACCUUCCCGCCGCCGUGCGCCAUCGCCCUGUCCUCGCCGCCCCUCGCCGGCCCCGCCGCCUCCACGUCGCGGCCGCGCCUUCCUGUCGUCCCCGUUCUCAGCUCCGGCGACGAGCCCCGAGCCCCGAGCCCGAUCUGGACGAGCCCCGCGUUGACUUCGCCCCCCCCCCUCGAGGUCGUUUUUUCUGCCAAGUCCUGUUAA